This is a messenger RNA of Abrus precatorius (Indian licorice), 2588 nucleotides long. Its product is annotated as pectin acetylesterase 8-like. The record is from RefSeq and is a predicted model, not a curated record. Lineage: Eukaryota; Viridiplantae; Streptophyta; Magnoliopsida; Fabales; Fabaceae. The transcript has 17 exons. Gene Ontology annotation, cellular component: plant-type cell wall. Gene Ontology annotation, molecular function: pectin acetylesterase activity. Bases 584 to 1933 code for a protein of 449 amino acids. Gene Ontology annotation, biological process: cell wall organization.
AUUCUGCCUUCGGCCUUAGAAUCUAGGAUAAGUUAUUGGAUUGGAAUGGGAUCAGUGAUUGUGAUUCGUUUUGUGAUACUUAUGGGUGAUAAGAUAUGUACAGUUCAGGUUGAUAUUUUGGUUUUUGUUGUUUUGUGUAUUUUGAUUAAUGAUCUUCAUAUAUGGAAAUGCAAGUUUAUGGAUUAAGGGGGCAUUGGGGUUGGCUUGAUUAGCCUUAAUGGUACAGUAAUACAAGAGGUUUCAUUUUCUGGGGCUCUAUGGAUGAAGCAAUUCACUAAUUGUAGGACAUUAUAUGAAGUUCAAAUAUUUGCAUUUUGCUUUGUCGAGAAAAGGUAUUAUUAAAUAUGGGUUGAUUAGGACAUCAAGUUCCAUAUAUUUCUUUCUUUCUAUAUUUUCCGUUCUCUUUUCCCUUUUCUAUCUACCUUUCUGUCAAUGCAAGACUUCGAAAUGGACAAGUUUUUCUUCCCUCCCUGUGAAGGUUUCCACUCUUCAUAAGAGUUCUGAAAGCCAAAUAAACCGUCCCUGCUAAUACAACUACAAAAGGUGGCGUCUUGCAAGUUCACACAUAAUUCAUAAAUUCAAAAUGGAGAGUGCAAGAAUAGGCCAAUGGAUGAACCUUCUGGUGUCUGCGCUGCUAUUGCUGGCAGCAGAAGCUUCUUAUGUACCAAUCACUUAUGUUCAGAACGCGGUAGCAAAAGGAGCAGUUUGUUUGGAUGGGAGUGCACCAGCUUAUCAUUUUGAUAAGGGAUUUGGAAAUGGGAUUCACAGUUGGUUAGUUGCAUUUGAGGGAGGAGGAUGGUGCAACAAUGUCACCACUUGCCUUUCACGCAAGACCAAUCAUUUAGGUUCAUCUAAGCAAAUGGCCAAGCAAAUUGCCUUUUCAGGAAUUUUAAGCAACAGGCGAGAGUUUAAUCCAGAUUUUUACAAUUGGAACAGAAUCAAGGUUAGGUACUGUGAUGGGUCAUCAUUUACAGGUGAUGUGGAAGCAGUCAAUCCAGCAAAUAGGUUGCACUUCAGAGGAGCAAGGGUUUUUACUGCUGUCAUGGAGGAUCUACUAGCAAAAGGAAUGAAAACUGCUCAAAAUGCUAUUAUAUCUGGAUGUUCAGCUGGAGGGUUGACUUCAGUACUGCAUUGUGAUCGCUUUCGAGCUCUAUUACCUAGAGGUGCUAGAGUAAAAUGUCUCUCAGAUGCUGGUUACUUUAUCAAUUCAAGGGAUGUCUCUGGAGCACAGCACAUUGCACAGUUCUUCAGUCAAGUUGUAGCCACACAUGGCUCUGCAAGGAAUUUGCCUCGAUCAUGCAUUUCAAGACUAAGCCCAGGGCUGUGCUUUUUCCCACAAUAUUUGGUAUCACAAAUCACUACACCAAUCUUCUUUGUAAAUGCAGCAUACGACUCAUGGCAGAUUAAGAACAUUUUGGCACCGGGUGUUGCUGAUCCUCGUGGCCGUUGGCAUAGCUGCAAGCUUGAUAUAAGCAAUUGCUCACCUGAUCAGAUCGGUCUGAUGCAAGGCUUCAGGACAGAAUUCUUAAGGGCGUUGACUGUCCUAGACAGCUCUUCAUCUAAAGGAAUGUUCAUAGACUCAUGCUAUGCCCAUUGCCAAACUGAAAUGCAGGAAACAUGGUUGAGAAGUGACUCUCCACUACUGGCCAAUACAACAAUUGCAAAGGCUGUAGCAGAUUGGUUUUAUGAAAGAAGGCCUUUCCGUCACAUAGAUUGUCCUUACCCUUGCAACCCCACUUGUCACAACCGCGUCUUUGAACCACAAGACGACCACCCAGGAAACAAUGUGUCCACGAAAGGAACGUCAGGUGCAUCGACCAGAAAGCCCAAAUUUCCGAAACUAACAAAUAAGGCACAAUGGAUUGAACUUUUGUGCAUUAAACAUGGGAUCAGUGGAUUUCUACUAACGUUGGUUGUUCUGGUCUUCCUAUAAAAGUUGAGUUGCUUCGCGGAUUAAUUACGAUCUACUGGACCAUCUCUCCUUUUGUCUACCAUUGCAGGACAAGAAGCAAUAAAAGUCAAUCCCAUUGAAAUUGAAUAGAAUCACUUUUUGACUUCAAAUAAACUCCAGACACAGAGCUUCAUAAUUGUACCCAAUCAAUGUAAGCUGGAACUUAGCUGCAAUUACUUGGCCUAAAUAAUUAUUUGGUGCUUUAUUUUGGGGGGAGGGUGUCUGUUUCUGCGCAUCUUUUGUAUGCGCUCUUUGUAAGAAACAUUUAAUUUUGUGAGGCAUGGAAGUUGUUCCUGUUUAAAUUGCUGAACUUUGAAGGGAAUACUCUUAUGUUGCUGGAUUCUCCCUCAUAUCUCCGUAAAUAGGAAUCUAGGAGGGUUCGGCCAGGGUUCUAUUACUGGUGAGGCAUAUGUCAUGAUUAUGACCUUGAUGAUUGUUUCUGGUUGUGCACUGGUUAGAGGUACUAAACUGUACUCUAUAUACAAAUAUGAACUAAAUAGCGGUUUAAGAUGUUAGCGGGGGAGUGUUAAGUAGGAAUUACACCAACUGCGUAAGUAUAUACGAGAAUCCCAUGAAUUGAAAGAUACAGUCGAUGGAAGUGUCCAUUAGAAAUUUAGAAAAUUUCAACUAAUUCAGG